GGAGCGCCGGGCGGCAGCGGCUCUGGCUCGGGCUCGGGCUGGGGCUGGGGCUUGGGCUCCAGCUCGGGCCCUGCACCUGUGACUCGGCGGCGCUGCUCCUCCGCUGCCCCAUGGCCCCGUCCCGGUUGCAGCUCGGCCUCCGCGCCGCCUACUCCGGCUUCAGCUCGGUAGCCGGCUUCUCCAUCUUCUUCGUCUGGACGGUGGUCUACCGACAACCGGGGACUGCGGCGAUGGGGGGUCUCGCAGGUGUCCUGGCACUGUGGGUCUUGGUGACUCACGUGAUGUACAUGCAGGAUUACUGGAGGACCUGGCUCAGAGGGCUGCGCGGCUUCUUCUUCGUGGGUGCUCUCUUCUCGGCAGUCUCUGUUUCCGCCUUCUGCACCUUCCUGGCGUUGGCCAUCACCCAGCAUCAGAGUCUCAAAGACCCGAACAGCUACUACCUCUCCUGUGUCUGGAGCUUCAUUUCCUUCAAAUGGGCCUUCCUACUUAGCCUCUACGCCCACCGCUACCGGGCUGACUUUGCGGACAUCAGCAUCCUUAGUGAUUUCUAACCCAAGGGAUGAGGUCACCACAGCCUGGGGGCCCUCGGGAUCUGGACUCAGCUUCUGAGUCAGCAACGGAGCUCACCCCAACUCCUGGGGAACUCCAGAACCAUGGCAGAGUAUAUGGGCCAGUUCAGUUUCCCAGAGAUCUGUCUGGUCCCCUUUUGGGGAAGAUAUAGAGCUGUUAAAGGAAUACUGCCAAUCUUCCCAUUAGCCCAGCUAGAGGGCAGCUUAGACCUUUCCAAAUAGAUCUAUUUUCUUAGCCCUCUGAGGGAUCUCUGUCAGUAGGGCCAUGACAAUGAAUUCAAUGGCUAGGAUUGGAACUACAGCUAGUGACAGGGGAUGGGCCAGGCUUCCUUGCUACCCCAGACUUCAUUGAAGCUGUGUGGGGGGGAGGCAUCAAAGGUCUGAUCAAGAGAGGAAUCUUUAGUACAGGUCUUCAUCCCAUGUUCCCUGCCCUGUUACCCUGAAGUGUCAGGUAGCCAAACUCAUCCGUCCUUAGGGAAUUGACAAUUGGCUCCUUCCCUGAGCAGCACAGUUGGACAGAAUCCAGCGUCCGUCCCUCCUACCUUCCCAUCCAGAGUUUGUUUCCCAUGAGGGUGCUAGCGCCAGCCAGCCAUUCCCGUGUGUCGCACAUGCACACAUGACCACACACACCAGAGCAGGACUCCUCGGAUGAAGCUAGACUUGAGGACCACAGGAAACACACCCCUGCACUUAGAAGGGCUUUGGGAUUGGGGGGCAACCUGGUGGGGGCAAGUGGGGGCUCCCUAUCUGUACUGAGUCUCCAACCUUGCACCUCACCUGCCCCUCACUGCACAAGACCACUCUGACCGUGAGGACCUCCUCCCUGCCCCAGAUCCUAACUCGGACCUUUCACCUUCUCUCUCUCCUGAAGGAACUCUUCUGAGUGGACAUGGGCCCAAGGCCUUACCUAAGCAGAGAGGGAGGGCAGGGGCUGCUACUCUUCUCUGUAUCCUUCUCUGGUGGGUUGCCACAUUGCACGUCUACUCUUCCACUUGGGUACUGCCCCCAGCUCUCUGCCUUACCUGUGUUAUGGGCACUUAAGCAGAAAUACAGCAGCCAUUUUAACCAGCCUCAGGGUGUUUCUUUGGGGGGUGUGGGCGGUUUUGAGAGGGGACAAGAGUGGGUAAGAUGGGGGCUCUAGCUGUCUGAUCUGAUCAUCUCCCUAAGUUUAGGGCUACUGGACGGUACUCCUCAUUUCUGGUGCCCUAUGGGGAGACCACCAGCUCAGAUCUCCUUUGCUCUCCCAGCCAGGGUUAGGAUGCCCACAGACUCAACAUCCCUGCAGAUUCCAUCUCCCCACCCUAAACCAAGGUAGAUGGGAAAGGGAAUCUUUCUUUUUCUACCCCAGCCAGACUGCUUGGGGCUCCAAGGUACCUGAUGACCAGGAUGUGUGGAUUCAAAACCAGAAAGGCAGGAGAGCUAGCACCUCCCUCUCAUGCUUGUCCUGGCCUGUGUUUGCCUCACCCGAUCCUUUACAGUGUAUGCUCAAAACAUCAUGGGACUUUAGAGCAGGGGAGGAUAAGGAGCAGUGUCACUUCUAGAGCCUUCUGCUGGUAGACGCUCCUACUGACAGAGGAGGUAAAGACUACGGACCUCCCGGCUAGGACUUAAACCCGGUGUGUCUGCAUCACAGCCUUUUCCAGUGUCUUAGCAACCCGAAUCUGAGAUCUUGUUCCCGCAUCCCACAGGGCCCAGUGUGCAGGCCUCAGCCUGGGGCCAUCUCCCUUUUCACCUGGGUUGGUGAGCAUGUAUUUGGAGUGGUUUCUUCCUGCAUGUAUUAGCCAAGGAAGGACAAGGGACUAGAGGGUCUGAGUGAGGUCCAGACUUGUCCCCUUUCCCCAGCCCAUCACAGGAUGCUGGGUGCACACCCACCCCACUGACGAUGUCCCACCAACAUCCAGGAGGCGUUCUCCCAAGGACUUUAAAGCAAAUAAAACAUAUAUUGUUCAGAA
This is a messenger RNA of Mus caroli (Ryukyu mouse), 2521 nucleotides long. RefSeq names its product solute carrier family 48 member 1 (gene Slc48a1). The record is from RefSeq and is a predicted model, not a curated record. NCBI's taxonomy places the organism in Eukaryota, Metazoa, Chordata, Mammalia, Rodentia, Muridae. Gene Ontology annotation, biological process: heme transport. Gene Ontology annotation, cellular component: lysosomal membrane; plasma membrane. Gene Ontology annotation, molecular function: heme binding; heme transmembrane transporter activity.